Staurois parvus is the source of this 358-nucleotide messenger RNA. NCBI's taxonomy places the organism in Eukaryota, Metazoa, Chordata, Amphibia, Anura, Ranidae. The record is from the annotation of a GenBank genome assembly.
CGCUGGUGCGCUGUGUCCCUCGGACACAGCGGAUCACGGAAACAGCUGAAGAUGUCGGCUCGGUCAUGUGAUCAGCUGUGUCCAAUCACAGCUGAUCACAUGGCACUGAUGAUCAGUGUGCCCUGAUGAUCAGUGUGGCCCCAGAAGUGCCAUCUGUCAGUGUCCAUCAGUGCCAGCAGUCAGUGCUCAUCAGUGCCACGUGCCAGUGCCCAUCAGUGCCACAUCAAUGCCACAUAUCAGUGCAUAUCAGUGCACAUCAAUGCCACAUAUUAGUGCCCAUCUGAGCUGCCUUUCAAUGUCACCCAUCAGUGCCAGUCAGUGCCACCUAUCAAUGCCAAUCAGUGCCACCUAUCAGUGC